GGUAUGCUUAAGAGAUCAGCGUGACCCCUGUGCGACUCCCCUCUACAGAAUGCCGGCCUCUUCCAGCCUCUUCUGCCGGAGUCUCCAGGUGUUCGCUGUCCUACAAUGGCUCUUCCUCUUCUUGGGGCUGUCCCAGGUGUGCCUGGCUGUGCUGAUCCUCGCACUCCUAAGCCGGGCCUGGAUACUAGGGGUCCUCUACCUGGCCUGGCUCUAUGGAGACAGGGACACGCCACAGACAGGAGGUCGCAGAUCUGCCUGGGUCCGCAACUGGGCCAUCUGGAGACAUUUCCGGGACUACUUCCCCAUCACGCUGGUUAAAACCGCAGAGUUGGAUCCCUCCCACAACUAUCUCUUCGGCUUCCACCCUCAUGGCGUCCUGGUCAUCGGGGCCUUCAGCAACUUCUGCACAGAGGCCACCGGCUUCUCCCGCCUCUUCCCUGGCCUCUGCCCGCACCUGCUCAUGCUGCCCUGUUGGUUUCGCCUUCCUGUCUUCCGGGACUACAGCAUGCUUAGUGGUUUGGUGUCCUCAGCCAAGGCCAGCGCCGCCUAUCUGUUGUCCCGGCCUGGGGGCGGCCAGGUGGCCGUCCUGGCCGUGGGAGGGCCCCUGGAGGCGCUGGAGGCAAAGCCCGGAGCGCUGAGCUUGCGGAUCCGGAAUCAGAAGGGAUUUGUCAAGCUGGCGCUGGAGCACGGGGCCUCUCUGGUGCCUGUCUUCUCUUUUGGGGAGAACGAACUCUACCAGCAGUUCCCGAACCCACCGGGCUCGUGGGUGCGGAUGGCUCAGGAAGCGCUGCAGCCGCUGCUGAGGGUGUCCCUGCCGCUGUUCCACGGCCGCCUGGGCCUCCUGCCCUUUCGCAGGCCCAUCUACACCGUAGUGGGGGCCCCGAUCCCGGUGCGGCGGAGCCCGCGGCCCGGCCGGGCGCAGGUGGACGCGCUGCACGCGCUCUACGUGGAGCGGCUCACGCGGCUGUUCGAAGAGCACAAGGAGCGCUACGGCGUCCCGGCCGACCGGCACCUGGUCCUCACCUAGGCGCGCCGGCGCCUCCCACCCCUCCCGGCCCCCUAUGACUGUGGUUGGGGGUGAAAUUAAAGGCGGGAACAGCCUGGCGGUGUUUGUGUGUUUUGCCCAGAGGGGAGGUCUGCGCGCUCAACUCAGCCCUGUCCCACCCUCGCCUCCUCCCUGCUCGGCUCCACUCCCGAUCAGACAGUCUCAGUUGGGCUUCUGGGCCCCCCGGCUGCCGGGGCCCAGCCCUCCGGCUCUCCAGCGUCAUCUUAGUCUCCCACGGUAGUUGCCUCACCUCCCUCCCACAGCCUCUCGCUCCUCCCAGACCCGCCCUGCAAGCCAGCCCAGACUGACUGACUCAGGGAGCUCAAAGAUCAAUCCGAGAACAGCCUGGACACGUCCGACUCGAACCAUCUCCCCGUCCACACCCCCCCCCCCCCCACACACACACACAUACACACUCACACCGCCCCACCACACACGCAUUCCCGGAGGUCCAAAAGGCUCGGCCCCUCGGACUAGAAAGCCUUCCCAGGUACUUUUUCUCCUGGGGUCCUGGAGCCCUGCUGGCCCAGGGCUGCUCCUGGGAUAGGAGUCUCCACCAUCCUGCCGCCCUCUCCUGCA
Messenger RNA from Myotis myotis, 1624 nucleotides. RefSeq names its product 2-acylglycerol O-acyltransferase 2-B-like. The record is from RefSeq and is a predicted model, not a curated record. Gene Ontology annotation, molecular function: diacylglycerol O-acyltransferase activity. Gene Ontology annotation, biological process: triglyceride biosynthetic process; diacylglycerol biosynthetic process. The transcript is spliced from 6 exons. Gene Ontology annotation, cellular component: endoplasmic reticulum membrane. Bases 50 to 1027 code for a protein of 325 amino acids. NCBI's taxonomy places the organism in Eukaryota, Metazoa, Chordata, Mammalia, Chiroptera, Vespertilionidae.